GUUUUUUUCAUCUGUCAACAAUAUUGUGGUUUACAUCUUCGUAAUUCUUUCAACUAAUAAAUCAUAUCAUAUGAAAACUUUGUAGUGUCAACAUAUCUUGGUUCGAGGAAUGGAUCCAUGGGAAAAUAGAACAAGACUGCAAAUGCUGAAAAGAAAGUUUUUCAUGUUACUCAAAGAAGAUGAGACCAGUGAACUCCAAAAGCUGUUGGAUGAUGCUGAUUUCAUGGAUUAUAUGAUUGAUAAUGACCAGCUUUCUCUUGCCUUUGUCCAAGUUAUUCUGCUCAACAAUCGACCGAUGUUGGACGUCCUUAUCAAACAUGGUGUUGACAUUAACACCUUAGAUUCUAUGUUCAUGGAAAAUGGUAUCAUGCAGGCUGCCCGCUACGGACAUAAAGAAAUGAUGCUGCACCUCAUCAAACUUGGCGUACAUGUCAACCACCAGAGUGAAAACGGUUCAACAGCUUUGCACAUUGCCAUUGAAAAUGUGAAACACAAUUUCCUCGAGUUGCUUGUACAACAACCAGGAAUAGAUCUGAACAUAAAGGACUGUAGUGGCUUCAGUCCUUUAUUGUGGACCGCCAGAUUGCGCGACUGGAGGGCUAUGAAGAUUAUGAUCGAUGCUGGAUGUAACAUAGAAAGUAAGGACUUUACAAAGGGAGUUAACUCCUUGCACAUUGUAGUUGAUAAAAAUCAGGCAUUCUGGAAAGGCAAACUAGCAACUCUUGAGGACAAUAACAAAUGUAUUGAACUGCUCCUCAAAUCUGGUGUUGAUAUAGAUGCUGGGGAUGUGUAUAAGAAUACGCCGCUUCUCUAUGCUAUCAGGUGUAAUAAUCACAAUGCAGUAAAGAAGUUGUUAAAAAUGAACUGCAAGUUUAUUGCUAGUCGUAGAGUUGGAUCGGCAUUUGCAAGUACUCAGUUUUAUUUUAAUCCAGAUUUAGUUGGAUGUGACCUCACAUUGUUUCCUCUUUAUGUGGCCAUGUCAAAACUACAAACAAAAACUGUGAAAAUGCUGUGUUUAGCUGGAAUUAAAUACCACAAGCUUGCCAAUGAAAAACGGAUCUUGGACUUCAUGUCAAGUACUUAUGAACCUCUUGGUGAAAUGUUAACUGACUUGGUUUACCAUCCUAUGUCUCUCAAGCAGGCAUGCAGGUGUGCCAUAAGACAAAGUUUGAGUUACAAUAUUGAGGACUUAAGAAGUGCAGAUCUAGGUUUACCUGCCAUCCUUGUUAGUUAUAUCUGCCUUGAUGAUCUUGAUGAAUUAUAAACCUUUGUAACCAGCCUUCAAUUAGGAUUUUAGCCAGGAUUGAAAAAGGACAGGGCGCUGUAGAAAAGGGACAGGGUGCUAAGGGUAAAAAGGGCCCACUGAAUUGGGCUAUGAAGAACUUGAACAUAAUGAAUUUAGCAGAAAAUGUUGGAAAUUGUGCUUAAUUGAAUUAGUGUUAGGUUUCAACUACCAGAUACCUGUAAAGUAUAAAGACUUUGUGUGUAUACAUGUAUUUACAAUCUAAUUAUAAGUUUUAGACAAAACAAAAAAAAUGUUUCACAGUCUCGAGCAUUUAAAGGGGUUGUACUCCAUAUGAUGAAAUAGCGAAAAUAAAAGAAAUUUGUCGAAAACUGACAUAAAAUUGGUAUUGAUGUGUACAAUGCAUUGAAACUUACUAACUGAAGUACCACAUAGUUUACAAUUCAUUUAUUUUUCGCAGUUUUUUUUUUAACUUUUCCAUUAAAAAAUAUUACUAGGUAUGUCUACCUAGUAGAAUUCAUUCCUUAUGUGUGAUUGGCUAGUCGAUGUUUUCACAUGAUAUUACCAAGUUAGGUAUAUAGCUAAAAUAUUCCACCUGGUAAGAAUAAGCCUUCGUGGCACAGUGAAUACAACACUGGACUGCAUUCUGGUAUUUUUUUUACAAUUAUGAUAUCAAAGAGUAAAACAUUUUAUUAAAUAAUUGUCCUGAGAUUCGUAACAGUGCCAAUCUGGUGUACAGUCUCUUUAAUUCUCUGAAGGCAAAAGGGUUACCAUUCUAGUCUCCAUGAGAGCAGAAGGGUGCUACUGAAUCCUAGAACUCUUCUUCAAUUCUGACACCCAAACUACUGACAAUUUUGUUUUGAAACUAAAUUGGAUUGAAGAAUCUAUGUUUUGUGGAAUUAUAUAUGAGAUAGUUCACUAGUAAGUUUUGUAUAAUUUGUUUGUGAUGUUUUUCCAUAUAUUGUCAUGAAAAUACUUAAUAAUUAAGGAUUAUGGACAACGCAGCAAGUUUUCACUCAUUUCAUUGAAAAGAAAAACUUAAAGAUGCACUCUCACAGAUUAACAAUUAUGACAUUUUUAUGCCCCCUUUUGAAAAAAGUGGGGUAUAUUGUUUUGCACAUGUCGGUCGGUCGGUCGGUCGGUCGGUCGGUCGGUCGGUCUGUCUGUCUGUCGGUCGGUCGGUCGGAAUACCAAAUGGUUUCCGAUCAAUAACUUGAGAACGCUUUGACCGAGGGACCUCAUACUUGGUAUGUGUAUUGGUCAUCACCAGCAGAUGAACCCUAUUGAUUUUGAGGUCAGUGGGUCAAAGGUCAAGGUCAGUGUGACCUUUACAUGAAAAACGGUUUCCGAUCAAUAACUUGAGAACGCUUUGACCCAGGAACCUCAUACUUGGUAGGUGUAUUGGUCAUGACCAGCAGAUGAACCCUAUUGAUUUUGAGGUCAGUGGGUCAAAGGUCAAGGUCAGUGUGACCUUAACAUGAAAAACGGUUUCCGAUCAAUAACUUGAGAACGCUUUGACCCAGGGACCUCAUACUAGGUAGGCUUAUUGGUCAUGACCAGCAGAUGAACCCUAUUGAUUUUGAGGUCAGUGGGUCAAAGGUCAAGGUCAGUGUGACUGUAAGCUGAAAAAAGGUUUUCUGAUUGUCCAUAUUUUAUUUAAGUGUCCAAAUCCUACUAACAAUUUGGCUCCCAAGGGGGCAUAAAUGUUUCACUAACAUCUCUUGUUUUAGUUUAUGUCUCAGAAUCAGCUGAUUUUGGCCUCAAUGCCUUUAAUUCAGUCCUAUUAAAUAACUCACAUUAUAACAACUCUCAAUUGUUUGGGAAAUUGCCAAAAAUUUCAUUUUUCUUAUAAUAAAGUGUUAGCAAUUCUUUUAGCCACAAAAUAUCAAUUUUGGAAUGUAAAUAUGUCAAAACUGUGAUCUGAUAUUUUAUGAGCUGUCUUGUAUCACUGGUUUCCAGAUGUUUACUCAAAAAUUGGCUCAUUCAAAGACAAAAAAAGUUGUCAAAACAGUAAAUUUGUGUGAGUGCAGCUUAGAAUUUAGUCCUAAAUUCUAUCCACCUUUGGUAAUUUUUUUCCAUAUUUUACAUUUUCUAAAUUGUAAAGGUUUUAAAACAGUCUUAAACUUAAAUGCGUACAAUUCAUGCCUUAUUUCUCUAGAUAUUAAUAGAGAAUUUGAUCAGAAAACCUUUUUUUAAUGAGUCUAAAACACAGUCUAUAUUGCCAAACAUGCCAUAUUUCUCAAAGGCUUUCCAAGGGAUUUUGCUCAGGAAACCAGAGGAUUUUUAAGGAGUCUAUCAACACAGUCAAUACUUUUUGCAUGUACUUGCCAUAUUUUUUGAAUGGUUUUCAGGAGAUUUUGCUCAGAAAACCAGAGCAUUUAUGAUUAUCCUCAAUUAUCAAUCACUCAGGUGCAGGCAUUAUGUUGCGUGUUCUGCUUUUAAAAGCAUUUUAUUUAAACAAGCCUUUCUGUUUAACUGAAAAGCACUGUACAUUUGUAUAUUGUAUAUCUUGUACAAAAAAAGCAAUCUAGCUGAAAAUUUUCCCACUCAGAUAGACUGAAAAUACUGGUACAUAAUUAUAUUUUUGCAUUCAGGGGGAAUCAAUCCCCACCCCUGUUAGACCGGGUGAUGGAUCGAUAUUCAGGGUCAUGUAAUGUUGGCAUUCAAAAAUACGUAUCCAUGUUGUAAAUCCAGUUUUUCGAAACAUUAUUUUUAUGUUGAAAUUUAGAGAAAAAGAGUAGUUCUUGGUCAGUAAGUACUCUUAACUCUUAAUUAUUUUUCUUUUCCAAUUGAAAAUGAAUUGAAAUUCUUAAGCAAACUUUCUAUUUUAUCAGAGCCUAAGUCCCAGAAAGAGUCAUUAUACACCUAAACAAAUAAUUUUCUUAGACUUACAAUUAAUAUAAUCGUUUGCCAAAUCCCUAUAAAAUUAUUCAACAUAUUUUUAAACUAAUGCAUCUAAGUUAUAUCAAUAAUUAUUUUGCCAAUGUUUUGCAGAGUUAUUGCAGGUCAGCAAAUUUGAUUUAAAAAAACAUUUUUGAAAUCAAAUUUUCUAGUCCACACUGAUAAACAAAUAAGCCAUGUUCACUGUAAACAAACCACUUCUAGCUACAGCAGCAAAUAUUCAAAAUUAUAUUCAGUUAAAAAAAAAAGAUUUUUUUUUUAAAUUCUUUGCAUAUCUCUAGUCUAUUUGCUCCUUGUAUUAGUUGUGUAUACAUAUUACAUGUUAAAACUGUGCCUUGUCUGUUUUAUAGUUACCAGAAUAAAAUACACUUUGUGUUAUCAAAUACGUAUACACAAAAUUUGUUACAUGACUAACAACAAGUGUUGCAUGUAUCAAAGGCUCUCUUCGAAAUGUUGGUGAACUUUGCAUUAGAUAUUCCUUUUAUGAUUUAGUUGUUACAUACAUGUAUGUACCCUGCAUGUCAUAGCAGAGUUAAAGGGAUAAUGUUGUCGUUGUCUGCUGCAUAAUACUUUCAUGUUUGCUGUCUUACUUGAGCAUUUCUUAUCUGAUAUUGGACCAAAAUGCAUGUUGGCAUAAUAUCAUAACUGUGUUCGAUCAACAGUGAGAUCGCUCCAUGGAGUCCAGAGUAAUUUUUAUACGCCCGAAGGGUCGUAUUAUGUUAUGGCCUCCAUCGUCUGUCUGUCCGUCUGUCCGUCUGUUAGCAAUUCCGUGCCGGGCCAUAACUUGGUAAUUAAUAAAGCGAUUUUCAAAUAACUUUAUACAAAUCAUCACUACAUUAAAAGGAUGUGUCGCGCGCAAUUUCCAGGUCCAUACCUCAAACACUAGAAUCACAAUGGGGGGGGGGACGUUAGCAAUUCCAUGUCCAGGCCAUAACUGGGUUACUACUAAAGCAAUUUUCAAAUAACUUUAUACAAAUCAUCUCUACAUUAAAAGGAUUUGUCAAGCAUGCUUUCCAGGUCCGUACCUCAAAGGCUAAUUUCACUGGGGGGCGUUAGCAAUUCCGUGUCCGGGCCAUAACUUGGUAACUAAUAAAGCGAUUUUCAAAUAACUUUAUACAAAUCAUCACUACAUUAAAAGGAUGUGUCGCGCGCAAUUUCCAGGUCCAUACCUCAAAGACUAGAAUCACCAUGGGGGUGCGUUAGCAAAUCCGUGUCCGGGCCACAACUUGGUCACUAAUAAAGUCAUUUUCAAAUAACUUUAUACAAAGCAUCAUUACAUUAAAAGGAUGUGUCGCGCGCAAUUUCCAGGUCCAUACCUCAAACGCUAGAAUCACCAUGGGGGGACGUUAGCAAUUCCAUGUCCAGGCCAUAACUGGGGCACUACUAAUGCAAUUUUCAAAUAACUUUAUACAAAUCAUCUCUACAUUAAAAGGAUUUGUCAAGCAUGCUUUCCAGGUCCGUACCUCAAAGGCUAAUUUCACUGGGGGGCGUUAGGAAUUCCGUGUCCAGGCCACAACUUUGUGUUACUACUAAUAAAGGAUUUUUUAGAAAACGUGUCCUAGCCACAACUUUGUAACCAAUAAAGCAAUUUUUAGAUAACUUUAUACAAAUUAUUGCUACAUUAAAAGGAUGUGUUGUGAGCACUUUCCAAGUCCUGCUACUUUUAAGCUUAGUAAGCAGUAUACUAGCAUAACCUAAAUGUUUAUUAAAGACCUCAAGCCGAAUCUUCUUCGGGCGUAUAAUGCUCCGUUUCGCGGUGCUCUUGUUCUUGAUUGGUCAGAAUGAGAUACCAAAACUAUUUUGUUCCCCUCUUACUUAAAUAUUUCUUUUUUCAGUUUUUACCAUACUUGGUCACAAUGUUUCUGGUCAUAAAACCUCGAGUUAGAUCAACAGCCAGAUCAAUUUUUACCCAGAGGUUAUUAGCAUUUAAUUUGUCAAUUUUUGACCAAAUUCUCCCUGUCCACUCUAUCUGAUUUUUUAAAUAUUUUAUCCGAUAUGUUCCAGACUUUGUUAACACUGUUUAUUGGCAUAAAAUAUUUACACAUUUCUAUCAACAGCCUUACAGUGUUUUUCGCUGUGGAGUUGUGGCCCUUGUCAAUUUUCAAAAUGUGACCAAAUCUAGUUUGACAGGUCUUUAGUUUGAGUAUUUUUGUCAUCAAAUCUUUACAACACUAAGUUACAAUAUCGAAAUAUGUCUAAUAAUAUUAUUAUGCAUUUACUUAAAGUGGAGAGGCAUUGAAUUUAUAUACAAUUAUUUUGCAUUCUUUUUUGGCACAUAAAAUAUUUCUUGUUAGUUUGGUUUGACUAUGAUGGGCACCUGACAGGCGACAAACAAUUUUGCAAAUUUUUAUUUAAUUACUGAUUUCUUAUACCUUAAGAAGAUAUUAUUGUUGUUUUAGAGUUUAUUUGUUUCCUGAUAUACAGUUGUCUGUUGUUGAAUUUACGAUAUUAGAAUUUGUGAUAUUAAGUGUGAUAUUUAACUAUAUCUUUUUUUAAAUAUAUGUAAGUCAAGUAUGGAUUUUAUACCUUUGUUUGUAUAAAAUGAUUUUUUAAAAAUAAAUUCU
Molecule: messenger RNA, 6708 nt
Organism: Mya arenaria
Lineage: Eukaryota; Metazoa; Mollusca; Bivalvia; Myida; Myidae
Product: histone-lysine N-methyltransferase EHMT2-like
Exons: 3
Coding region: 110-1264 (384 amino acids)
Molecular function (GO): protein binding
Source: RefSeq, a predicted model, not a curated record